This is a messenger RNA of Penicillium diatomitis, 1875 nucleotides long. Its product is annotated as RNA polymerase-associated protein. The transcript is spliced from 3 exons. Gene Ontology annotation, molecular function: DNA binding. The record is from RefSeq and is a predicted model, not a curated record. The coding region runs from base 1 to 1875 and encodes 624 amino acids. NCBI's taxonomy places the organism in Eukaryota, Fungi, Ascomycota, Eurotiomycetes, Eurotiales, Aspergillaceae.
AUGGCGGACGAUUUGGACGCGGAGCUCCUGGCUCUUGCUGGUGACUCUGAGGAAGAGCAAACACCUCCCCCUCAAGACAACUUCUCGCAACAUUCUCCUUCUUCCUCCAACAACUUCUCACAUCACGAACACUCACCCGACAUUCUAAGCCCCAAAGGCCAUUUUCAAUCUACUCGACACGGAAAAAAUCAUCACACAGACGAGGAAGACGGUGAAAUCUCUGAAGCAGAAUCGCAAACUUCUCUCCGGUCAGCUUCGAUGUUGGAAUCGGACUCUGAAGAUGAUGAACUUACUGACAAUGAAGACAAGCCAAUCUUCCCAUACGAAAAGCUCUACUACUCUGCCGUAGAAAAGGAAGAAAUCGCGGCCAUGCCCGAGAUCAAGCGUGAAGAGCUCCUGACCGAGCGUGCCCAGCAGGUCGACCGUCACAAUCAGGAUCUCGCUUUGCGUCGUCUCCUAGCCUCACGUGGUCGCGAGGAGUCUCGUGCUGCCGCCAAGCGUAAGGCCGGGACCGCUGGCCUCGAUGAGGCGCAGCGCAAGAGCUCGCGUCAGAAGACCACUCUGGGUGGCCGCAAAGUUGGCGAGACCUCCGGUGCCAUGGAGGCCUACAAGCGCCAGCGUGAGCAGAAGGGCAAGCGAGUUGAGGCCCGCCGCCGUGACACUGCGCAGUCGCGUCGCCGAAGCUCCCAAGGAUCCCGACGUGGCUCUGGAAGCUCCCAGCGAAGCGCUGGAGCAGACAGUGACCUUGUGCUUGACAAUCGUCGCUCUCCAUCUCCUCCUAAGGAGGACCUCCCCGCCACUCUGCGUGAAAUAAAUCGCGCACGGGUUGGUCGAAGCAACUUCGCCCAAGUUUGCUUCACUCCUGGCUUUGAAGAGUUGAUCCCCGGUUGCUACACCCGUCUCAGUAUUGGACCUGACCCCCAGACUGGCGAGAAUGUGUACCGCAUGUGCUUGAUCAAGAGCAUCACCACCGGCAAGCCUUACGCCAUUGAAGGAAUGAAUGGUCGUAACUUCGUUACCGAUCAAUAUGCCAAGCUUUCUCACGGAAACGCUGUUCGCGAGUGGCCAUUUAUCCUGUGCUCCAACUCUCCCUUCACUGAGGCCGAGUUCAAUCGUUACCAAAAGACUCUGGAAGUUGAGAAAGCAGGCACGAUGCCUACCCAGAGCCAGGUGGCUGCCAAGGUUGCGGAUAUCAACCGCCUCAUCAACUACCAGUUCACUCCUGCUGAGAUGACUGUCAAGCUGCGACGAUCCGGUGUUCUCACCCGUGACGAGAACAUUAUCCGUCGUGCUGAACUUGAGCGUCGAAUCAAGGCCGCCGAAGACGAUGAGAAUGAUGAGCUCGUUGAGAAGCUUCAGAAGGAACUGGAGGAGGUCAAGGGUCCCAAGCUGGCUUUCGGAACUUCGCUGACCCCACAACGCCCCAAGAACGAGUUGCCCUCCGACAUUGAACGUGUUGCGCAGAUCAAUCGUCGCAACCGAAAGCUCAACUACGAGAACGGACGUCGUGCCGAGCUUCAGGAGCGAGCUGCUGCCCGCAAGAACGCAGCUGCUGUUGCCCGUGGUGAAGCCGCUCCCGAUCCCUUCAUGCGAGUUCGCACCGUUGCCAAGACGUUCCAUGACAUGUCUGGCCAAGAUAAGGGUGCUUCCAUCUCCGAGGAUGCUACUGCUGCUGCGGCGGCGGCGGCGGCGGCGGCGGCGUCUCCCGAAAAGCCCAAGGAAGAGACCAAGCCAUCUAUUCUGGCCAAGGUCUUGGCUAAGAGACCCAAGGGCGGCUUCAAGAUCCGAUAUGCUCCUCAGCCCAUUGAGAUCUUGCGCGCCUAUUGUGAAGAAUGGGCCGAUGAGAUGAGUUUCUUGAAUGAUCUCGACCCUUAG